CUUGGAUUUACUUUAUGCAUCUGAGGAAGGUAAUGUUCGACAUAUACUCUCAGAAGGAAUAUCUGUAGAUAGUGUAUCAUACAAACCACAAUCAAAACGACCCGCUCCUGAAACGACUGACGAGACACAGAGUAAUUUUACCAAUAACAAUUGUCAGACUCCUAUUGGCAGUGAGUCUGGACCUGCUUAUACGAGUUAUGAUGAUGAAUAUGAUGAAUCUGAUGAAUCUGAUGUGGAGUGCGAAUUAAGACUAAACGUAGACGAAAUCGGAUUCGACGAAUAUAUUGAUCAAGGAAAUAAAGAU
This is a messenger RNA of Racocetra fulgida, 304 nucleotides long. Lineage: Eukaryota; Fungi; Glomeromycota; Glomeromycetes; Diversisporales; Gigasporaceae. The record is from the annotation of a GenBank genome assembly.